Molecule: messenger RNA, 2982 nt
Organism: Punica granatum (pomegranate)
Lineage: Eukaryota; Viridiplantae; Streptophyta; Magnoliopsida; Myrtales; Lythraceae
Source: RefSeq, a predicted model, not a curated record
GUGGGGAUUAAUGUUGUUGGGAUGGGUGAAGGAAUAGGAAUAAAAUCGAUCCAUCGAUUUGACUGAUUGAUUGAUAGCAUUACCAUCAAUAGCUCCAAUAGCCACACAAAAGUUAUACCUUCCCAAGAAAACAAGACUCUCCCUUUAACCACAGCCGCCCAUUCCCCCGCAAUCACAUUCAUAAAUAGUAUCUCAUAGCUCCGCUUGCUCUCUGCCCAACCCACCCACUACCCGUUUGUUGUUUUGCCCCAUUGAGAUAGCAACAGAGAAAACAGUCAGAGAGAGGUCCUUUGGGGUUCGUUGAAUUCUUGUGGACUCGGGGAGCUGUAAAAGAUUGGAAUUUGGCCCCUGACUCCACAGUUCCUGAUCCCUCUCUCCCCCUCAACGUCAAAACAACCAACGCCCAAAUCCUGUUUCAAUCUGUUGGUUGCCUUGUCUUUUAAGGGGUGUGCAGUGUUGGGGGCAGAUCUUUCGGUGGGGGGAAAGAUCUCUGGCCCUCUUCCGAUUCAGCCCCAACUACUCAGAUCUGCCUCCUAUAUGUUUGUCUUGUCUAGGUGCUUUUGUGCAAAGAAAGAUCCUUAAUUUCAGAAUAUUUUGGGGGAUUUGGGUCUCUGUAUCUGGACUUUCGAGCAUCUUUUCCUUGGAUUUUUCAUGUAUGGACUGCCCCUGUAUGAAAUCUGGGUACCCCACUUCUUAGCAGCCUACUUUGCAUUAUUCAUCCAAAGAAGACAAAUUCUUUCCCCUUCAUUGUAGUUCCUCCAGUUUGCCUUUCCAAGUUUUUGGAUGACAGCUGUUGAGGAUUUGUGUACGAUUGCCUACUUUAUUGGAAGCCAACUCUAACUGCUACAGGAAAGAAAGAAGAAGAAGAAGAAGAAUAAGAAUAAGAGGAAAGAUCUUCUUGUUAGCUUCUCUCGGCUGUGGAUUGGCUAAGGUAGCUUCCCAGAAAGUUUGUCCCUUUGAGGUGUCCCCAAUUAACAUAACAUUCAUUUGUUCUGAUUAGACCUCUUCACCUAGGAGGCCCACUGGCAGGGUUAGGUGGGCUUCAUCGGGCUUAUGUAAGAACCCAUCAUUUUAUUUUUCCUCUUUGUGGAGAGAUCCAGCUUCGCCAUUUUUUUCUUUAAGAGGAGCAGGCGGAAGGGAGGCGCAUAGGCAAAGAGAAAAUAACUCAGUUAAACCUCUUUCUCUCUCUCUCUCUCCCCCUCCAUUGCUUUUCCACUAUUGUUUCCUCUUGUCAUCCUUUGCCUUAUCAUUUAUGCCAAACUUGAGCUUGACCCACAAGAGAGCUCACCUUUUCUGAUGCUACUUUACUUCUUCUUCACUUGCCUUUCCUUCAUCCUCUUUUUAAAAUCCCUCCCUCUCAAGUCCCUACCCUCAUGGGCAAGUGAGAUAACACUUGUUUCUCUCUGGUGUUUGAAGGACUUGUCCAUGCUUCCCUUCUCAAAGUUAGUAAAUUUUGGCGUCUCUGGGAGUCACAUGUGUCAAAUACCCUCUAAGAUGUCCCUAAAGAAGGCAUGCCUCGGUCCCAAAGUAGAAAAUAUGGAGGACACUAAUGAGGAGAUGUCAGUGUUGGACUUGCCUGAAUUGGCCUUGGAAUGCAUCCUUGAGAGGCUGCCACCGGGGGGACUUUUUAGCAUGGCCAGUGUGUGCAGUUCUCUGAGGAAGAGGUGUGUGAGUGACUACCUUUGGGAAAGGCACAUGAAGCAGAAAUGGGGCAGGGUUAUUGGCCCAGCAGCUUAUAGGGAGUGGAAGUGGUUCAUUGCUACAAGAAGGGAUUAUGGAGGUCCUAAGCAGGGGAAGCAGAAGUGGUGGAUGAAGCUUCUGACUGCCCUGCCUUUCUCAUGGAUCAGGUCCAGGCUUGAUAACAGUGACAGGCAGAGGAUUUCGCAGCCCACUGAUUCAAUCAUGUCUUGGUACCUUGCCCUUGAGACUGGAAAGUUCUGGUUCCCUGCUCAGGUCUAUAACCGCGAGAAUGGGCACAUCGGAUUUAUGCUGUCAUGCUACGAUGCAGAGCUCAGCUAUGAUUCUCGAACUGACACCUUCCAGGCCAGGUAUCCACCACAUGGAAGGAGAGCAGUUGCAAUAGAAACUGGCGUGACAUGGGAUAGACUACGGGCGCCUCCAGUCGAUACUACUCCUCACGAUCUUCAUAUGUCUGACUGCUUGAGUGACUUGCGGCCUGGUGAUCACAUUGAGAUACAGUGGAGAAGAAACAAAGAAUUCCCUUAUGGAUGGUGGUAUGGCGUUGUCGGCCACUUGGAAUCAUGUGAUGGGAAUGAGAAUUACUGUCGAUGUCACAGCAGUGAUACAGUGGUACUCCAGUUCAAUCAAUAUGCCCCGGGUUCUCGGUGGAGGCACACGACGGUUGAUAGGAGAAACCACAGGGAGGAAGGGAAUGAAGCGGACGGGUUCUAUGGAGGAAUCAGAAAGCUCGACAGCAAGGCCGAGAUUUCCACCUGGAAGCGGCUCUGGCCUGCUGAAGUCUUGGAAUAAAGUCAGGAUUAACAUCCCAUGACUGAAUGAUCAACUUCCCUAUUCUUACCGACCCGGAUUCUCCGUGUGCAGUUCCAAAUCAUGCCCGUGAAGAUAGAUCCAGACGGGCUAAAUGCUGAAGCAACCAUUUUCUUUAUUUUACUCGAUGUUCUUUUUUUCUGUUUUUUAUGGGAGAAUAUCAUUGAUCCGGUCCGAUCUGUGCAAUCGCCUCCCAUUGAUAGCCGGGAUUGCCUGCCGUGCCGCGUUCAGGAUAGGAAGGAGGUAUAUGAAAAGCAGGCAGGAUUAGUUGGUUGCCAUACGAACAGUGUCUUGGCUCUGUAUGUAUACAGUUGUAAUUGUCUCAUUUAUAUUUUUCUUUGGGUCAACGAAGCCAUUAGAUAUGAAUUAGGCGAGGAGGGUGAAGGUGAAGCCUCUCUUAGUCUAAUAGCUUGCAAAUAAAUGUCAGAAAUUAUUAUUUAGUAUUUCAAUAAAAUAUUAUGUUUUUACUGAUUA